This is a messenger RNA of Clunio marinus, 1264 nucleotides long. Lineage: Eukaryota; Metazoa; Arthropoda; Insecta; Diptera; Chironomidae. The record is from the annotation of a GenBank genome assembly.
AUUUUGUGGUGAAAAUUCUUCUGUUCUGUAUAACAUAUUUUAUUCUUUUUAAUAAGCAAAGUUUUCCUUGAAAUACAUCAAAAAUAGAGGUAAAAUAUCUAUCAUAAGUUCCACCAAGCGGUUUAUUAUUAAAAAGUCAUCGAUGAAAUGUCAACUUUUGCUUCUGCUUGGAGUUUUCUUUAAAUUAAGUCACUCGGAUUCAGAGCCGCAAACUACUUUAGUAGAAGGCUACCUGUUGUGCAAGAGUUGCGGAGAAGAUUCCACUGUCCUAAACUUGAUAGAUAACACUCGAUUAAGUAAUCACAAUCUUGGAUUUGCAAACAUCACGUUCGGCGAAAAAGAAGUAGUGGUUCAAGAUUUAACAAAUCCUCGAGGGAUCACGUUCAGAAUUCUGAUAAGUAAAAAAGCAAAGUGUGCACAAACAUCUACGUGGUAUAAAGAUUCGACUUGGUUUGAAGGAUACGCGUGGAAAAUUUGUCAGUGUCCUUCUUGUAGAGCUCACAUUGGGUGGAUGUUUGAACCUUUUGAAUCAGCUGCAAAGAAUCCAAUUUAUCCAAGUGACAAAGGAUUUUAUGCGAUCAUACUUGAUUCAGUGAUUUCAGAAGCAUAUGUUAACUCAUUGUUGAUUGUUGACAAAAUAUUACGCAAUUAGAUUAUAAACGGGUUUGACAAAAUGGCAGAUCCAGAUCGUAAAAUAAAUUUAGAUCUUCCCAGCGAUGAUGAGAGUGAUCUUGAAUUGGAUCCUUCUGAAAUAUCAUUAAUAAAAGAUUUUGAAGAGGAAUUUAAGGAUCGAUUCACCGACGACGACAAAGUGUUCACAGAUUUUUGUAAGCAAAAACCAAAACCUCCACCGAUUGUUUUCCCAUUUGAUCAGUUUCAUAAUAAUCGUGGAGGGCAUCGCGGGGGUGGUCGUUAUCAACAUCGCGGUAAUCGUCAUAACUAUAAAAAUCAUCGCAGCGGAAAUAAUCCUUAUGGAAAUAAUUAUACACAUAAUUAUAAAAACAAUUGGAAUCAAGAUCGUCCACCUUCGUAUAAAAAUCCAAGAAUGGACACAACAAAUUCAGGUGGCUCAUAAAAUUUUAUUUGCAUCUCAAGAAAAAGAUUUUGUUUCUAUCUUUUAUCAUAUGCUUAAUUAAAAUGAACAACAUUUGUUUCAUUCAAUACGAAAGAAAGUAAAAGAAUUUAAAUUGUGGAAAACAUGAAAGUUGUCAAUAAAUUUGAUAUUGUUCAGGCUUUUAUUUUAGAUCCUUUAAAUUAAAUCUAA